CCCACCGCGGAGCACCUCUCUGCUCGUCCACCGAUUAGGAGCUUCCCUGGAAGGAACAGUAAAGGAAAAUCCCUAAACUCCGCUGGCUGAGCAGCCCGCCUUCGGCCUGAUGAAGCCUCCUCCUCUUCUGACCUUCCUGUGCCUUCUGGUGGCCCUGGCUGGGGGGAACCUGGUCCAGUUCGGGGUGAUGAUUGAGAAGGUGACCGGGAAGUCGGCGCUGCAGUACAACGACUACGGCUGCUACUGCGGCAUCGGCGGCUCCCACUGGCCGGUGGACGAGACGGACUGGUGCUGCCACGCCCAUGACUGCUGCUACGGGCGUCUGGAGAAGCUGGGCUGCGAGCCCAAGCUGGAAAGAUACAUUUUCACUGUCAGCAGGUGCAACAUCCUCUGCGCCGGCAGAACUGCCUGCCAGCGACAGACCUGCGAGUGUGACAGGACGGCUGCUCUCUGCUUCCGCCAAAACCUGGGCACCUAUGACCGCAAAUACGCCCAUUACCCCAACAAGCUGUGCACGGGACCCACCCCGCCCUGCUGAGCCGUGCCCCAGCUCCUCUGCUGUAGCCCGAGGCCUGGGGAACAUUGGCACCAAAGACCCUCCUUCUGGAAAAUUCCUUUCCUGCAACCCACCCCUCCCUGAGGAUGCCCAGAUUGUGGCCUGGAUCAUGGCUGGCCUCCCAGGCCACCGCCCCCUUCAACACCCAGAAGACUGUAACCCACCCCCGGAAUCUCAGCCACCUGCUCUGAAGAAGUGAAUAAUGCUUCCCGCCCUCCUAACGUUCUCUGGCCCUCAGAUCCCAUCCCUGUAGGACUCGGUUAACCUGCGGCUUUCAUUCACUCAUUCAUUCCUUUCGGGAGCCCUCCUGUACGCUAGCAACGAGCUGAGCCCCGAGCAGCAGCUGGGAGGAAUCCGACCCGGGUGGCCCCUGCGUGCCAUUCCACCAUUCUGUCCUUUUCACUUUCCAUGAUAGUUUCUGUGCUUCUUUUUCUAAUACUCUACAAUCUUGCCCAAGACAAUAAUGGCAAUCUCCGGAAGGAAUAUUUCUGGCCAUGUGGUGGGAUGUGAGGAGCAUGAAAAAUACCAACCUAAAAAUAUUGUCCCCAUUGUGCCAUCAGGCACCGAAUCCCUCCCAUCACAGACUCAGUAAAAAGUAGCUCUGGGACCAUCUUAGCCAAAUUCCUUUUGACAGGCAGGCGCCCAGGGCCCAGAGAGGGCAAGUUCUAGCUGAGGGGUGCUCACUAGCUGAGGCCAGUGCAUCUUCAGUUCUUCACCAGUCGGUACAAGCCACUGACACCAACCCUCCAUGCUGGACAGACCAGAGCUCCGGGGGCAGGGCAGCCUCCUGAUUCAGGGAGGGGAGGAGAAAUUUCCACAUUGUGGGGCUGGCUCUUGCAUGGUGGGGUAUUUAAUGCAUCAAAGGAUUCCCAGGAGGUGGCAGGCAGCCUGUCCUGGAAGCGACAUGGAGCGACAUGGAGCGGCAGAUUCUACUCCCAGACCUAGAUAUGAGAUCUCCACUGUCUAUAAUACACUGAUAAAUCUUCCAGGAUUGGGGUGAACCUAUUCAAUGAGAUUGAGGGCGCAAAAAGGCAUUGCAUAGGGCAAAGGUCACAGUGGACAUGCAAUAAAGAAAUCAAAAGGAUGGUUGUCAUAUAUGUCAAAAGGUGAAGAAGUUCUAUGCCAGCCAAAGGAUGGAGGCAGCUGUGUGAGCUUUGCUCGGUCAAGAACCACCAGGUCAGGUUUUAAAGCAAAAAUAGGCACAUUUGUUGGAAAAGUGGUCCUGAGGCGCCCUCUUGUGGUCAUUUUAUUCAGGCUCCUAGAAGGAAACCGAUGUUGCUUUGAACUUGUAUUUCCUUUCAUGGGUGUGAGGGCAAAGUAUGUUUCUGGGCUAGUGAAAUCGGUCCCCUUGAAUUUUCAAUAAUAAAUAUGCUAAAAAACAACCAAGUAAGUUUUUACAACCAUCUUAGACUGCUGGUACAGCUGCAUAAAUGAGAAACUUGGGAAGAAGAAACUGACUUGGGAGAGAUGGAGAGGUUAUGUUCCAGGUGGGAUAGAUUUCAGGUAGCAAUGGGACAAGGACCUGGUGGUCUAGCAGCUGUGUAACCAUCUGACAAAGUGAAACUGGAACUUAACACGACUUCAGUACCCCUGUUGUGACCUU
This is a messenger RNA of Molossus molossus (Pallas's mastiff bat), 2159 nucleotides long. Its product is annotated as group IIE secretory phospholipase A2. The coding region runs from base 110 to 538 and encodes 142 amino acids. Gene Ontology annotation, molecular function: calcium ion binding; phospholipid binding. Gene Ontology annotation, biological process: arachidonate secretion; phospholipid metabolic process; lipid catabolic process. The record is from RefSeq and is a predicted model, not a curated record. The transcript has 5 exons. NCBI's taxonomy places the organism in Eukaryota, Metazoa, Chordata, Mammalia, Chiroptera, Molossidae.